AUGAGUAAACAACAAAUAUCGGUCAAUACUGGAAAAAAUCGGCUCGAAACGAGCGCAAAUACAUCAAUAAAUGGUCCAUCAGAUAUCAUACCCGAUAGUUUUUCACCAGACCAAAUAUUACAUAGAAAUUAUGGAUCAUUAGUCGAACACUCUCAAUCAUUUGGGCAAGAGAGUCCACAUGAUGAAAGUGAAUUAAGCAAAAGUCAUGGUCAUAUAAUUGAAGAUCCAACUUCACCUAAUGAUGAACCUUUAUCUUCGCGGAGGGGUGCAAGUUUUUCUUUACGAUUACCAUCACAUUCAAAUACUUUACCAAAUGCUCGUAGAACUGCACGUAGUCAUGGUAAAUAUUCAACCACACCUGGUUCUUAUUCAGCUUCCUUUUCCAGUGAGAGAGUUCCUUGGAAUGCUUUAAGAUAUUAUCAGGAUAAUUUGUCGCCUACUUAUGAUGAGAGUUUUGAAGAUCCUAUUGCAUUAACGUCUCCAAAUUAUGACGAUGGUGUUAGUAUAUCCGGUGUUAGCAUAUCCAGUGUUAUCAUGGAUGAUGGUUCAUUACAAAGAAGGAGAAUUUCUUUAACCUCUGAACCUUCAAGUACACCAUUACUUAAUGGUUACAAUUCGGACUCUGAUUCAGAACGUGUCGAUACGGAUAAACAAUAUGUUGAUGAUAUAAAUUACACGGAUAAAUCUGUACAAUCUGCGAUUGAAUCAUAUCGUGGGACUUUUACAUCACUUCGUGAGAUAUUAAGACAAGCGUCACUUGAGAUACAUAAUGGAAAUAUGCAACAAAAGAUUCAGUUAUAUGAAGAAGUUGUAGAAAGUUUAACUCGAUUAGCACAACAUUUAGGUGGUUUAAGAAGUUGUUGUGGGCUUCAAUGGGAAAUCAUAAAAGACUCUAAAGAUAAGGAUAAAGAUAAAACUUCCAAUAAUAAACCAGGUGAAAAUGAAGAAUCAUGCGAUUUAAAGGUCCUACUAGAACUCAUACGUCAUGUGGGCCCACCCAUGAAAUCUCUUGCGUACACUUGUAAACAAACACUUUUUCAUCUUCAAGAACAAUUUGUUGAAACAGAUAAAUCAUAUGCCAAUAUAAAACCUUCAUUUACAUUACUCAGACAAAAUCUUCAUUCAGCGUUAGAAUUAUUUGAAAAGUCUCAAUCUCGUGCACUCACUAAACUCUAUAAGCAAAGGACAGCAAAAAGUUAUUUCGAUGACAGACCUAAUGAAGAAGUAUUCCUCAUAUACUUUUUUGUAUUCAAUUUACAAGAAUUUACUAGAGAAUUAUCCUAUUUGGUUGAUUUAACUGACAAUAUUUCAAGAAUUGAUGCAAGUGAACAAAAAAGACGAGAAGGAAGGAGAUGGUGGCAAUUUUGGAGAUAUUCUACUUGGUUUUCUCGAAAUACUUUUUAUACUGACAAUGCAAAGAAAUUUCCCGAAAAUACACAUAACCUUUUUGAUACAAUUCAAACACCGAAACCUAAAACCCUUCCACAAAAACUUGCAAUCAAACUUUGGCAAUCAUUCUCUUGGUUUCGACAAUUUGAAGUUAAAUAUGCGGUCAAGGCAGCUGUUAGCGCUGCUAUUUUGGCAAGUCCCGCAUUCAUUGAAUCAACACGAGGUAUAUACGCUAGAUUUCGAGGUGAAUGGGUUUGCAUUACGAUGAUGGUAGUCAUGGUUCCAACAGUAGGUGGUACAAACCUUAUGGGAGUAUAUCGAAUUUUAGGCACAUUAUUAGGAUGUUUUCUCGCAUGGAUAAUUGAUUUACAAUUUUCCGAAGAUCCAUAUAAUAUACGUAAUUCUAAAAGCACUGAAAUUUCAGAAAUAGCUUUAUAUAGAUUUAUAGCAGUAGGUACGGGUGUAGUUUGGGGAGUAUUAGUAACAAGUUAUUGGUGGCCAUAUGAAGCUCGUGUAGAACUCCGAAAAGGGUUAAGUCAAUUAUUUGUUAACAUGGGAUGGUUAUAUAAAAAAUUAGUGGCCAUUUAUUCAGUACCAUCAGAAGUUCAAGAUGAAUCAAAUCCCAAUCAUGUAUCAGUAAUGAUAAAAAAUCGAUUAUCAAUUUCUACCAAAGAAUUUAUGGAGAUGGAAUUAUUCCUUCAAAUUUCGUUAUUAAGAUUACAUAGUUUAUUAGAGCAAACACCUAAUGAGCCACGUAUGAAAGGACCAUUUCCAGUUAGCACAUAUCGUCAGAUAUUAAUAGGAUGUCAAAAUAUUUUGGAUAAAUUGUUAUCAAUGCGAAUAGCUGUAACAAAAGAAGAAUGGUAUUCCAUAGUUAGAAAGGAUUUUAUUGUUCCAAUUGCAGAAGAAAGAAGGGAAUUAGUGGGAAAUGUUUUAUUGUAUUUUUAUGUUCUUGCUGCGGCUCUACGAUUGAAAACACCUUUGCCACCAUAUUUACCACCAGCAGAAAGAGCUCGUAGACAAUUAUUGAAGAAAAUCCGAGAUUUACCUGUGGUUAGGAAACGAGUUGUUGAAGGUAAUGAUGAACAUUAUAUUGUUUAUUACGCUUAUGUCUUGGUUAUGGAAGAUGUUAUUAGAGAAUUGGAAAGUUUGGGUAUUAUUAUGCAAGAAUUAUACGGUUGUAUGGGUGGUGAUGAAUUCAACGCCUUUUUCUUUGGUGGAAAUGAAGAAACGGGUAAUGAACACAUUGGUAAUGGGGGAGGUGUUGGAAGUAAUGGGAAUUUAGUUUCAUCUAGUGAAUAA
Molecule: messenger RNA, 2691 nt
Organism: Racocetra fulgida
Lineage: Eukaryota; Fungi; Glomeromycota; Glomeromycetes; Diversisporales; Gigasporaceae
Source: the annotation of a GenBank genome assembly